Molecule: messenger RNA, 2124 nt
Organism: Exophiala oligosperma
Lineage: Eukaryota; Fungi; Ascomycota; Eurotiomycetes; Chaetothyriales; Herpotrichiellaceae
Exons: 2
Coding region: 1-1929 (642 amino acids)
Biological process (GO): cellular response to misfolded protein
Cellular component (GO): endoplasmic reticulum membrane
Molecular function (GO): Hsp70 protein binding
Source: RefSeq, a predicted model, not a curated record
AUGAGCUCUGGAGGCAGUGAACUUAUCAAGAACCCGCAGCCUAAGGCACUCGGCAGUGAUGAUCCUAGUAAAUCACACGAGGAAAAUGGUAGGACAGAUGAUAAACAGGCUAACACUGCUGGCUAUCCCUCUCUUCCUUCUCUUGAGGGCGCAGAUGCCACGAAGCCAACGCCAGACCGAGAUGGCGAUCUACCAAUGCCAGAUCCUGAGGUGAAUGUCACCAAUGAAGAUCCGGGGGCAAAAACCGGCGCAAAAUCUACUAACAAUGGGAGAAUAUAUACCAAAGAACAACGGGACGAGGUGAACCGUGUCCUGAAGUGCAAUGAAAAGGAGUACUAUCAGAUCCUAAAACUGUCCCGAGAUACGCCUGACCUCAAUAUCAAACGGGCCUACUUCAGACUCUCAACAUUGAUUCACCCGGACAAGAAUGCUGACAAAGAAACCACCGCGGCAUUUCAAAAGGUGCAAGCAGCCUACGACGUCCUAAAUGAUCCAGUACGGAAAGGAGAGUAUGAUGCGGCAAGUCGAACUAACCAGCCUGAAGCCAAAAGUAACCAGGCCCCAACCUUCGAUGAAGAAUUUGGGUCUAACGCAUGGGGCAGUGACGCUGACGAAGCCUCUGAUGGCGAGGAUGAUCUCGAUGACACUGAACAGGUCCCGGAUGAGUUCAGACUCAAGGUUUUUGAACAAGCCACGCCCCAUGUGAACAAGGUAUUGGCGAAGCAUACAGAUUCGUCCAGCCUUGCGGAAAUAGAGCAACUCAACCAAAAGAUCAAAGAAAAGAAUGAAGUAGAUGAGCUCCCGAGUAAAGAGAGCUUCUUGAUCCGAACCAACGUCUUGAAAGCCAUUGGAUUGGAAAUGUCGCAUGUGAGGUCCCGCCUACGUGAGAAUCCCAACGAUGCAGCCGCUUUUCACCAGCUGGUCUCACUCGAUAAGCAGUUGAAGUCUCUCUGCAGGGUCAACCAUUAUCCACAGAGUUGGAGACUUAAGAUUCCGGAUGGCUGGCGCAAGAGGGUUGAGGAGUACGAAGCGACGGAAGAAGGUGGAAAAGGAAAGGGAAAAGCACAAGGUGAGGGGUCUUCAGCGGCGCGAUCCGAGGGAAUGAAUGGUGGUGCUGAAUCAGGGCCAUCAAACAAAUCUCCAAAGGCCACAGGCUCAAGCGAGAAAGGGGCGCCGUCUUCAAAGUCCAACAAGGUCGCCCGGAAACCUUACUGGGAACCAGGCAUGACGACGGACGGUGAGAAAAUCUUAGGGCAUCGACCCUUCUAUCGAACAGAUCGAAAGACAGGCGUCGAGAUUAUGUUCGGUGUUCAGUUUGUGGUCGAACAACGCGGAUCUGACAACCCCAUCAUCCUCCUCUCGGGAACCGAAGUCGGUCACCAUGCGACAGAUGCUUACUUUGACUUGCCGGAGUCCAAGCGAAAAGACCUUCGACAUUCUAAUCGAAAAUAUUCUUGCAAGGACAAGGCUAACUUCGAAGAGCUCCUCGGCUUUACGACGAAGAAGAUGGAAUGCAUGACCAUCUCCGAGCCGGUCACGAGGUAUCCUGGGUACGGAUUGGUCAAAUUCAAGAAUGGCGAAACCGACAUUUUGAGCCGCACCGCAUUGAGGAAGAUCUUCGGAAAGAAGGACGCGGAUGAUAAAAUUGCACGGUUCUUUCCCAGACCAUCGCACCUCAUUGAGCCGGCUCAGACCAAAGGCCAGCUAAUGUCAGGCUCACAUGGGCGAGGGAAGAUCGAUGGGCGUGCUUUCGAAAAAACCCUCGACUCGGAAGAGUUGUUCAUUCCAGAGCAGACAUCAAGGAAAUCAAAAGGCUUGAAGUCGGCGCAAGGUCAACUAGAAGCCCAGCCAGAGAACUCUGAUCUGAUGGCUGCAAUCAUGGCUCAACUGGCGCGCUUAGAACAAAAAGUGUCGCAACUCUCAGGGUGAAAGUGAGAUCAAGGGCUUUACCUGGACGGAUUCGGCGUUUCUCCGCUGACGUAUUGCCUCUCGGUUUCUUUCAGAUGAGUUGGGGAUAGAUUUCUACCAUUAGCAGCUGAUUACAUCAGAGGGGCACCGGCGUCUUGCGAGUGGUCGGAUAUGGAUGCAUGGGAUUUUAUGCAGUGAUCGAAGUAUGUAGUGUAG